Molecule: messenger RNA, 2205 nt
Organism: Brassica napus (rape)
Lineage: Eukaryota; Viridiplantae; Streptophyta; Magnoliopsida; Brassicales; Brassicaceae
Product: 40S ribosomal protein Sa-1-like
Exons: 5
Coding region: 887-1726 (279 amino acids)
Biological process (GO): cytoplasmic translation; ribosomal small subunit assembly
Cellular component (GO): ribosome; 90S preribosome; cytosolic small ribosomal subunit
Molecular function (GO): structural constituent of ribosome
Source: RefSeq, a predicted model, not a curated record
AAACCAUGGAUAAACAAAUUUGACAUCUGCAUCCACCCCAAGCUUGAACUUAAAGUUAUAGCAGGUUGGGAGCUCUUUUGUCAUAUUUGCUUCCAUGAAUACUUUUACUUAUUUAAAAUUAUUACACAAUAGUUCAUUUGCGUGUAGACGAUUUUGUUUUCAGUUGCACUUGUUAUGAAACCACAUCCUUCCCAAGAGAACAUCCGGUGAGAGACGUUUUUCAUGAAGAUCCACAUAGGGAAUGUUUUGAUCUCUUUAACCUCUACCUCCCUUCCUUAGGAGACCAUGCAUGAUAAGGUGAUCUUUAUGGACUCAUGGUCUUUGGAUUCGCAUUAAAAUGGUCUACGAAUCUGUUUUGUGGCAGAUGACCUAAGUGGCGCGUGUCAUGGUGGACAUGUGGCCUAACUAUUGAUAGGAGUCAUAUGGUCUAGAAGGCGCAUGGCCGGACCAAGCGAUAUACUUCAUGAACAUGAAUUCUUUUUGUUUAUGAUAGCAGAAGGUGAUGGCAUGAGCCAAUAGAUAAACUCAUGGAAAGAUAUAGUGGGUAGAAAGCUUAUUCUGGUCUAUGGGCUCGCAUGUCUCUAGUCUGGUCUCUUCCUGAGCGGAUCUGUAGUGGUUCGUUAGUAUAUGAUACCUUGUUAACUGUAAUGGAAGUUAAGUUCAGUGUUAAAAAAAUAAAAUUAACCGGUCGCAUUUCAUAUUUAUAGGAUAACAAAGGGCAAAAUAGACUUUGUAGAAAUAAGGGUUUGUGGUGCCGUCGACAUUUAGGGUUUCAAGUUAACUAACUCUCCUUGAUACUCUUAGUUUCGUCGUCGUCACUGAAUCUACUCAGCACAUUACUCUCGGCGAUAAGUCCAGCUUCCCGGAGAAUAAGGAGAGUAACAAUAUGGCGACAAACGCACACCUCUCCCAGAAAGAAUCCGACAUACGAAUGAUGAUUGCCUCUGAGGUUCACCUCGGAACCAAAAACUGCAAUUACCAGAUGGAACGUUACGUCUACAAGAGACGCAACGAUGGUAUAUAUAUCCUCGACCUAGGAAAAACAUUGGAGAAGUUGUACAUGGCUGCACGAGUCAUCGUUGCCAUUGAGAACCCACAACACAUUAUCGUUCAAUCUGCUAGACCUUAUGGUCAGAGAGCUGUUCUCAAGUUUGUGCAAUACACUGGUGCUAAUGCCAUUGCUGGAAGGCACACUCCUGGUACUUUCACAAAUCAGAUGCAGACUUCCUUCAGUGAGCCUAGGUUGCUCAUUCUUACAGACCCUAGGACUGACCAUCAGCCAAUCAAGGAAGGUGCUUUGGGGAACAUUCCCAUCAUUGCCUUUUGUGACACAGACUCUCCCAUGAGAUUUGUCGACAUUGGGAUCCCCGCUAACAACAAGGGAAAGCACAGCAUCGGUUGUCUCUUUUGGAUUCUUGCUCGCAUGGUCCUUCAGAUGCGUGGAACUAUCCGUCCUGGACAGAAGUGGGAUGUGAUGAUGGAUCUGUUCUUUUACAGAGAGCCUGAGGAGGCUAAGCAACUUGAAGAUGAAGAAGCUGCUCCUCAAGCAGAUUUUGCUGCCCCUGAAUAUGGAGUUUCCGGUGGAGACCAAUGGACCACUGCUGGGAUUCCUGAUGCUUCAUGGACAGGAGAAGCUCAGCAGCCAAUCAGUGCUGCUCCAGCUGCAGAUGGUUGGGACACAGCUUUGCCACCUCCAGCAGCGGUUCCAGCCGCUGGUUGGGAUUAAUUUUUGUGGUCCUCUUUGAGAUUCAAGCGUUGUAGCUUCUCAUUUUUUUUCUCGUUAAGAUAGAUAACAAUUUUGCGGCUUUUUUUUUUUGUUGUUUUGAAUUGAAUUUAUACUAAAUUAUUUUUUUAGGCAUCUGAUAUUUUACAAGAUUCCCUUACGUGAUAUAUCAAUAAAAACUUUAACCUGCGUGAUAUACUAAAUUAUUGCUUCAUAAGAGCAUUAAGUUUGUUUUGCUUAAUGAGUUUAAUAUCUUGAAUAUAUAUGGUUAGUUAGAUUAUAAGAAUUUUAUCUGUACAUUUCAAAACACUUUCUCUACAAGGGAAAGACAGAACUCUACUGCAUCUCCUUAUACUAGGAGCAUGCAAGUUCUUUAUUUGAGUUUUCUUGUCUACUUAAGUUUAAAACUGUAUGUGACACUCCAACUUGUAUCUGCAUCCUGUAAAGUUGCCUUUACUUGUUUGUAGAUCAAAUAUUAUUGA